AUGGCUAGUGAGGAAGAAGUAAACAUUGAGGAUGAAAUUAUUGAGGAAUCAUAAGUAGAAGACAAUCCAAAAAAGAAGAAGGACAAGAAAGAUAAGAAAAUAACUAUGAAGCUAGACUAGAAAAAGCCAAUUGAUGGUAAAUAACAAUUUGGUGACAAAUCUAUAUGUCGAUUAUGCAAAGUGACUACUCAAUCCACUCCAACUAUAAUCUGUAUAAGGUGUCACUUUAAAUACCACAAGGAAUGCAUACGAACUUAAAACAAAGAGCCAUAAUUCCAGGAAGGUACUAAAUGGUACUGUCUCUCAUGUAUAGAGAGAAUGGCCAAGAGAAAAUUGAAAGAGUCGGAACCAUAGAAAAAGAAGAAAACUAGUCAAAUCCCUGAAUUCUUUUAGAAAACCUUAUAACCACAAGAAGAUAAAUUGAAAAAACACACAGAAUUUCAAUAAAAAUAUCCAACCUAUGUCUAAUAAGGAAGAGUAAUUUUUCCAAUAUUUGAUGAAUAUCUGACAGCAUAUCAAUAAUUGUUUACCAUAGAAAUUAAAAAGAAGCCUAUUCUCCAACUUGAUCCAACAAUUCCCCAGAACCUCUUUGAAGAUAUUCUUAAGAUAUGGGAUAGUUAUAAUUAUAUGGAUAAAAUUGUUAGUGACAUUCUCUAUGCAGGAGAACAGUAAACUGAAUGUAUUACUAUACAUAAUAUAAAAAGAGUAAAGUUAAGUUAAUAACAUUGGUACAUUGAUUCAUUUCAAAGACAAUCACACACCUUAUAGUUAAAAAACUCGCUUAGAGAUAUAUAAUAUAAUAUAAACCAAACCUGAAGAAUUGAUCUUAUUCUUCUGCUAUUUCUAUCUCAAAUAAAUAAUUGAGGAUUUAGAUUAAGAAUAAAUGUAAAAAUAAUAAUAUGUAUGUAUAAUUCAUAUCAAAAUAUUUCUAGAAAAUCCCAUAUUGGCAUUUACUUGGAUACAUGUGGUUUACAAAUAGAAUCCGAUAUUAUGAAUUAUUAAGAGAUGACAUUAAAUAAUUGUCAACCAAUAUCUAUAAAUAAGGAAUUCUACCUUUGACAUAAGAUAUGAUAGACUUUUCUGAUUACACAGACAUCAAGAAAGUGUGUAAAUUACUUAUAGCCCUAUCAGAUGGAUUGACUGGUCUAAAGAAAACUCAAUUUUUAUAUCAAUUCAGAACUGAAAAUCUCUUAUCCAAUAAUAGAAUCAAACAAUAAUUAGGCACACAGAUCAAAUAAUAAAGAAGUCAAUAAAUUGACAUUAAAAAAGAGAUAAUUGAAGCUGAAGGCAAUAUAUCAAUUGCAAAAGUAUAAUUUCUUAUAAUUUAAUUUAGUCUCAAUUAAAAUAAGAUGGGCUAACAAGAGUUGAAUCAUAAAAAUUUACAAAAUAAAUGGAAUAAGCUUAAAAAUAGGCACAAAAAUUAAAAUAAUAAUAUUCAAAAUUAGAAAAAGAAAUAGCAUCUUUAACCGAAAGAUAUAAUUAAUAAGAUAAAGUAAUUAUAUAUUAAUAUUAUUAUUAGGAAUUGGCUAUUACUUAAAUGCCAGCUUUAUUAUUAAAUCCAUCUAUGUGUUUAGGUUAGGAUGCUAAACACAGUUCAUAUUACUUCUUUUUAUAUGAACCUGAUAAAAUAUUUGUAUGUAUGAGACAUUCAAUUAUUGAUGAUGAUGGAUCAUAAUAAUGGGGAUUUUAUGAUUAGACUGAAAUCUAAAAUCUACUCAAUUCUUUAUGUCCAAAAGGUGUUAGAGAAAACACUUUAAAAAAUAAUAUUAUUGAAUUAUAAAGAGCUAAAUUGUUAUAAAUAAAUGAGUAAAAUUAAGAAUAGAAUAAUGAUUAAAUAGAAUAAGAGAAUAAUAAAAAUGGUAAAAGUGUAGAAAAUGAUAUUGAAUAAGAGGUUCAUAAUUAAAGUGAGGAAUAAAUAGAAAGAAUAAAUAGUUUAAUAAAUUUAGAUGUAGAUGAACUUGUUAAUGAAUUUGUUGAAAUUGAAUCAAGUUUAACAUAAUAUUUAAAUUAAAAAAAUUCAAGAUGGUGUAGUACUGAAUAAAGAAUUGCAUUUUUAAAGAGUUUUUAAAAUGUUAUUGAAAAAAAGAGUUCAUAAGAAUAUGAUGAAAUAGAUCUCAAACCUUUAGGGAAAGCUAUUGAAUAUUUUGUAGAUAAUACAAUGAUGCAAGAGAAAUUAGAACUUAGAUUAGAUGAAGAUAUAGAUGAGAAAUUAUUAAAUGAAAAUGAAGAUGAUUCUUAUUAAUAACCUAAUAGAAGAAGAAAAGUUGUUGAAGAUGAUUCAUCUGUUGAUGAAUAACCUUAAACUAUGUUACAAUAAUUAGAAUAAAUGGAUAUUGGAAAAGUAAGAGUAAGAAAAUUACCAAUGAAAUUAUUUGGUACUUAUUAUGAGACUUUACGAUUGAAUUUAAUUGAACAACUCAAAUUUGAUUGUAAUUUAGCAAAAAUGAAAAUUUGCUUAGAAGUAUUAGGUCAAAUUGUUAAGGAUUAUAUUGACAGAAAAAAGAUUUAAAUUCAAUAAUAAAUUAUACCUGUUGGAGAAAAGAAAAAGGUGGAAGAAGUAGUUGUUGUUGUUAAAAAGAAUGUUGAACCUCAACCUUAAUUUGUUUAAGAAGCAUAAUUGUAUGUUACUCAAAAUUUGAGGAAAAGAAACUAAGUAAAACCUUAAUAUACUGAGACAGAAACUAAAUGGGAGGACAGAUGUAAGAAAUGUAAUAAAGGAGGAAAAGUUAUUUGUUGUGAUACUUGUCCAAAAGUAUUUCAUCCAAAAUGUAUAAAUUUAAAGGAGGUUCCAUAAGGGAAGUGGAACUGUCUUAAUUGCUUAACAAAUUUUGAGAGAUAAAUUAAAACAAGAGCUACUAUUAGAAAGUUAGAAAACCAAUGA
Molecule: messenger RNA, 2881 nt
Organism: Paramecium primaurelia
Lineage: Eukaryota; Ciliophora; Oligohymenophorea; Peniculida; Parameciidae
Source: the annotation of a GenBank genome assembly